Molecule: messenger RNA, 1953 nt
Organism: Naegleria lovaniensis
Lineage: Eukaryota; Heterolobosea; Eutetramitea; Acrasida; Naegleriidae
Exons: 7
Coding region: 1-1953 (650 amino acids)
Biological process (GO): transmembrane transport
Molecular function (GO): transmembrane transporter activity
Source: RefSeq, a predicted model, not a curated record
AUGAUGAAUCAUCAUUCCUCGCAUCAACAUUAUAAUAGGCAACAUUUCAAAAAGACGGAAGAAGCUAUUUCCGAAGAAGAAGGCAAUUUUGACUUGGCACGUGUUGAUUCCAACAUGAGCACAACAACUACCACGAACAGUACUGAAAACAACAAUGGCUCCACUCCGAGCCAACAUUUACAAGUGAAAAUUGAUCAUAACCAUGAUGAGGAACUGCCGAUACAUGAAAAAGACCAAUCCAUCAACUCCUCUCCAAUACCCAACUCUCCCACAAACUCACCGACACAACCACCUCUACCAACGCCUCUACCAUGGGCGAAAUUACUUGUAGUAUUCUUUAUGUAUUUAUGCGACAGUUUGAGUAUGACUUCAUUGUUUCCAUACAUUUCUUUCAUGAUUGCAGAUUUUCAAUUAACAGAAAAUCCAACGGAAUAUGGAUAUUAUGUGGGAUUAGUUGCAUCUUCGUACUUUCUCUCACAAUUUAUUUGCAGUUUCAUUUGGGGAUAUUUAUCAGAUGUUGUGGGAAGGAGGCCAGUGUUACUUUGUGGAGUUUUUUGUGGUGCCUUUUGUGUGAUGGCAUUUGGUUUUUCCAAAUGGUUUUGGUGGGCAUGUAUUUGCAGAUUUAUGUUUGGAUUAUUGAAUGGCAAUCUUGGAGUUACAAAGAGCUAUCUGGGAGAAAUCACAGACAGUACCAAUCAAACUCGAGCGUUUGCUCUGACAAGCAUUACGUUUGGUAUUUCAUCCGUGUUGGGUCCUUUAGUGGGAGGAGUUUUCUCUCGGCCUCACGCUCAAUAUCCUCGAUUUAUGGAACUAUUUCCUGAAUGGAUUCAAAAUAUUUCUCGAAUAUUUCCUUACAUUCUUCCUAACUUUAUAAUUUCCACUCUUGCAUUUACUGGAUUUGUCAUUGGAUAUUUUCGACUGCAAGAGACAAACAAAUCUGGAUGGUAUUAUCGAAAAUUUUGCAAAACUGAACCAGUGACAGAUAAUGACGGCAUGGAACUGACAGAAAUGAAAAUCUCAACAGCAAAUGGUUCCAAAAACGAAGAAGAGGAUUCUCGAAUGACUUCUCCUCCUUCAAUGAGUAUGUCACGUGUGAAUUUAUUAUCGGGGGAUGGCAACCAAGAAAAUGCUUCGAUCAAUGCCAACGAAGAUUUUGAAGAAGAGACAGCAUUACAGCCACGUAAUACCUUAUUCCAGAGGAUCAAACAACGAAUCAAGUUGAUUUUCAGUAAUGAAAUGUUAUCUACAGCAGCACCACUUACGACGUGUACUUUGUACAUGCUUCUUGGUGCGAAACAAGUCAUGUUCGAUGAGUGCCUUCCUUUACUUGCAGUCAUGCCAAUCGACAAGGGAGGAAUGGGAAUGUCUUCCUACCAAUUAGGAUUGGUAGGAGGCUUUUUAGGAUUUAUUAUAAUUUUUCAUCAAGUGUUUAUUGCUCAUCAUGUCAUCAAGAGAUUUUCAGCCUUAUACUGUUAUAGAGCGAGCUUGUUCGCAGAUGUGAUUUUAAGCUUGAUCACACCAGAAAUUAUUUGGCUCGUUGUGGAUGACAAUUCACCCGCUUGGAGAGUUAUUUUAUUUUGGAUUACCUUAAUUCUGUUACUUUUAUUGAGACAAGUGGCAAAUGGUUAUUCCUUCUUGGGAACUUUCUUAUUUACAAACAAUAGUGUUUCAAAAAAGAAUUAUGGAAAAUUGAAUGGUACAGCACAAUCCAUGGUGGCACUGUCUAGAAUGAUCUCUCCUGUUGUAGGUGGAGCCAUUUUCGCAAUUUCAGUUUCCUCGUCAUUUGUUUUAGGCCAUCGUGUGAUUUUCUACAUUAUUGCUGGAACUAGUGUAUUCAUGUUUGUGUUUUCUUUUGUUCUCAACGCAAAAAUCAACAAGCCCAAGGAAGACUCAAUCCAUUCUUCUUCUUCUUCUACUAACAAUACUACCAAUACCGUUUCAGAAGAGAAGUGA